AUGUAUCGCACUCGUUAUUUAGUUAGCGGAUCACCCCAUUGUUACUUAGAGACCACGAAAAAAGCAUGGGCGGGGCCGCUAUCGGCUCUUGCAUCUCUCCCGAUGAAACAAGCUGCCUAUCUAGAUACAUGCCUCCAACGCGAGGGCGCCGCGGCGUCCGACAAUGGACCCUCGGCCGUCGGCGGCAGGGUACGGUUUCCGCUGGCGGGCGCGGUCGGAGCUUAU
Iphiclides podalirius (scarce swallowtail) is the source of this 225-nucleotide messenger RNA. The record is from the annotation of a GenBank genome assembly. NCBI's taxonomy places the organism in Eukaryota, Metazoa, Arthropoda, Insecta, Lepidoptera, Papilionidae.